AUGUUUCUUAUAUUUAUAUGUCCUUUAUUGGUAUUUUCUCAGUGUUCGGAGACGUAUUGUGAAUAUGCUGCUGGUAUUGGUGAAAUGCGAACGGAGACUAUAACCAAACCCAAAGCAGUUGAAUUUUUUAAUAAAUUUAAUGAGUACCUUCAAGCUUAUGCUUUUAGAGAUAUUGCCAAACAACCUCCACAGCCUCCAGAAAACAGCACUUAUUAUCAAAAAUAUGAUAUGGACUUGUUUGCUGAUGAAAUAAAAAAGUAUUUAGACGAACAAGGAGAGAAUGUUGUCUUCCAUGACCUCUUUGUGAAAAUGGUCAACAUGAUUGGAGGACCAAGAGACCUCCACUUAAGUCUCAGUCCAAACAAUUUUGAUCAUAAGGUCUGCAGUUUCUAUGUUGUUAACAUGGCGACUUUCAUAUUUGAGAAUGGGAAAGUCUUUGCGCGUGUCCCCGCCCAAAUAUUCAACACAAGUCCAGUCAAAAUUUACGGAGCAGAUAAGGUAAAGACCGUGUACAACAAAUUUAACGUUCCAGUCAUUUCAAUUAACGGUAUUGACCCAACCAAAUUUAUUGCAGACUACGCUUAUAAGUACUUUUUACUCAAAAAUGUGAAUGGUGCUGUGACUUACUUCAUUCGUUCAUUUACUGGUUGCCCUUAUUACUCAGUUCCUAUUAAAGCGGAAGACACUGAUUUUGUUAUCCAGUUUGAGGAUGGCAGUAACGCAACGUGGAGUACUAAAUUAUGGAACAUACGGUCUGAAAGUGCUGCUAUUAGUGAAAGCGAACUUUUUGCUCGUAAAUUUUUGGAAAGGAAAAUAAAGGAAAACACAAGAAGAAGUGAAAGAAAUUACAGAGAAGGUAUUUUAGAAGGAAAAAUUGAUAUAAUAAGUCCCGAAUUAUUUGAUAAAAUGGACGAAAGAAUCGAAAAUAAAAUGAACGAGUUUAUGGGAAGAAAAUUAAAAAGAAAUAACAAACCAAUUCCUCUAUUUUUAGAACCUCCAUUAAUAAAACAAAAUGCUAAAAAUUCAAAUUUAAAUGAUGAAAUGUCAUAUCCAGAAAAUCAACAAGACAUUAUUUCCCAAAAUGAAUAUAAAGUUUUAACGAGAAACUCAAAGGAAUUCAAUAAACUGUCUUCUCAAAUUGAUGCCAAAAUAGACCUACUUUUUACCACUAAAAAGCAUACUCUUCCAGUAAAAAGUGAAGGUUUAUUUAAUUAUACAUUAGACGGUGUUCUUGCGUGUGGGCAACGUGUGUUCUUUGAUAUUCGUUACAACUUCUUAGAAGUUUCGAGUUUCUCAUCCGAACAAUUGACCGACUUUUUGGCAUAUGCAGCUGAAUGUGGAGAGAUAUUUAACUCCAACACCGACCCAAUAGUUAUAGUUCUUCCACGUAAUGGCGGCGGUUUUGUUGAUGCUGAAGACUUUUUAUAUAAAAUUAUUUCUCCAUCGACAAACUAUGAGAAAGCAAAUGUUGCUCGAAUCAGUGAAAGUUCAGAGAAAGUCCUUAGAAAUGGAUUUGGAGCACUUAUAGAAGAUCCCGUGACACAUAUUAGAAGAGUUCCAAGAAGUAACUCGUAUUACGAUGGUGACCUUGGAGACUUCUAUAAUAAACCUGACUCUGAAUUUUAUGGAGAAAACAAAGAAGUUGAGUUUAAACACAUUCAGAAGUCUCAUUUGAUUGAAAACACUCGAGACUUCCCAACAGUGAAUGCGAGAAAGAAAAAUCAAAUUGUCGUCUUUUCAGACCAUUUUUGCUUCUCCGCGUGUUCGCUGUUUACUUAUCACUUUAGUGAGAAGAAAUCUGCAAUCACCGCAACAUAUAGUGGACUACCAGACUCAACAUUCAGAAAUCUUGGAGAGAGUCCAACUGCUGUUAUUCAAGACGAUUAUAUUCAUGACGGCUUGGAAACAGUUGUGAAGGAUAUGGGAUUUAAGAUGGGCAUAUCAUAUUUACCAACUUUGCCGUUGAAUGAAAGUGAUUUGGUGCCAAAUGAGUAUAAAGUGCACCAACCUAUGGAGCACACAAACAUACAGUUUUACUAUGGAGACGAACAAUCAGUCGAUGAGUUCUUAGAAGUAGCAGAGGCGUACAUUGAAAAGUACAAAAAUUGGUGUGAGACCGGAGAAUUAAAAGAAGAUAUAAAAUGCAGUGAAAACAACGCUUCGGAAGUGUGGGGAAGACUGUGUGAAAAUGAGUAUUUUAAUAUGGACAAAUGUGUAUUUGUGAGAUGUGCUGAUAAAUACUUCUAUAACAAUGAAACGAAGGCGUGUCAAAUUGUUGAAUGCGAAGAAGGACAAAAUAUUACUUACAAUUCGAAGUGUACUCAAAACAGUGACAGUGAAAUGUGGGGAUCACCUUGUAUUAAUAAUGUGCUGGACUCAAAUAAUUGCUCUUUUAUGGAAUGCAAAACCGGGUAUCUUCGUGACGAAAUAAAGAAUAUGUGUUAUAAAAAAGAGUGUGAGGACUCAACCCAAAUUGUUGAAAACAUCAAAUGCCCACAGGCGAGUAUCAGUGAGUUGUGGGGAAUCAAAUGCAUAAAUGGCCGAUAUAACACUGAAAAUUGUGAGUUUAUGUCGUGUAAAAGUGGAUAUAUGUACGAUGAUAUAAAGAAGACAUGUGUCGUACAAUCCUCUUCGUGUAAAGAUGGAGAAAUCAGAAUAGAUCAAAUGUGCAAGGAAACUUCUGAAAAGGAAUUUUGGGCCGCCAAAUGUGUUAAUGGGAAGUACGAUAAUACAAAUUGCGUGUUCUAUGAUUGUACACCGGGAUAUGAGUUAAAUUCUGACAAAGAGUGUGUCAAGAAAACGGUGUGUAACGAAGGUGCAAUUUUACCAACUAAAUUAUGUAAAGAUGCAAAAGAUGGUGAAAUUUGGGCUGCAAAAUGUAUUAAUGGAAGUUUCAAUUAUACCAACUGCGAGUUUGCCCAAUGUGAUGAUGGUUAUACUUUGAGUGAUGACACAAACAAAAGAUGUGUCAAAAACGGGGAAAAUACAGACAGUGCAACCAUUUUAUGUGUGGUUACUUUAACACUUCUGAUGGUUAUAUUGGUGUAA
Molecule: messenger RNA, 3048 nt
Organism: Entamoeba invadens IP1
Lineage: Eukaryota; Evosea; Mastigamoebida; Endamoebidae
Exons: 1
Coding region: 1-3048 (1015 amino acids)
Source: RefSeq, a predicted model, not a curated record